This is a messenger RNA of Cheilinus undulatus (humphead wrasse), 7397 nucleotides long. RefSeq names its product AP2-associated protein kinase 1-like. Gene Ontology annotation, molecular function: protein kinase activity; ATP binding. The record is from RefSeq and is a predicted model, not a curated record. The coding region runs from base 863 to 4252 and encodes 1129 amino acids. Gene Ontology annotation, biological process: protein phosphorylation. The transcript is spliced from 22 exons. Lineage: Eukaryota; Metazoa; Chordata; Actinopteri; Labriformes; Labridae.
ACAGCAACAGCUAGGAUGUUGCGAUAUCGCUGGCAGCCAAAGAUUGCUGUGGUUGCAGAGAUUCGGCUGCUUGGUUUUAACCUCUGACUAAUGUUUUUCUAGAUGUCAAAAUCUGUGGUUUCUUAUUUGGAGCUACAGUUACAGCAUACGGAGGUUGUAGUUCCCUGUCGUCUCUGCGUUUGUUUGUGUUGACGAGGGGCUGGAUCGCGCUAAAGCGUUAGCUUACUAAAAUCAUAGUUUAAUCGUAAAUGGGAGCAAUUAAAUAGCUUGACGGGCAGUUAUGUGCCAUGUAGGAGAUGCUUCACUUGACUGAGGAUGGAAAGAUAUUUUCGGGCAACGCUGCUAAACGAGUUACACGUCGGAUACAACGCACUCAACACAUUAUCUACAGAGGAUAACCUGGAUAACCUUACACGAAAUGUCAUAGCGCGUAAGUAGCUAGCACUUAGCUAGCUCGGUUACGGCUGGACGAGAUGGAGAAGGACCUAAUGUUAUCAUCAUCAUCAGCCGACCGUGAGCAGCUGGAUGGAUAGCUUAAGAAAUACUUUCUCCGGAGAUGCUUUAGCCUCCUGGGUGGUGUAAUUCACUUACAUAACAGCUAGCCGCUCUAGCUAUCACCAACUGGCUUGUGUUGGCAAGCAAAUGGGAAUAUUGCCACCAAAAAUCUGGGUUGUCUCAACAUCAUCAUAAGUGGCAAAUGCAUCAGUGCAUGUUUUGAGGCUGCAAAUAGACUUAAUUGAAGCUUUGGACCUGUAAGGUGUACAAUCUGACCUGCGUUAUCUCUCAGUGCAAUAAUUAAGUGCACAGGAAACAGGGAGCUGAUCUGCGUGUCUGCGAUUGAUCCUCCUGUCACAGAGACAACAUGAGGAAGUUCUUCGAUUCCCGUCGGGAGUUGGUGAGCUCCGGGCCUGGUUCUGGAGGAGGUGGCAGCUCUGGGUCCAGCCAUGCAGGCGCAAAUUUCGUUGGCAAAACCUUCACCGUUGGGAAGCACCAAGUCACUGUGGAGGAGAUCAUAGCUGAAGGUGGUUUUGCGAUCGUGUUCCUUGUGAAAACAAAUCAGGGGGUGCGUUGCGCCCUGAAGAGGAUGUAUGUCAACAAUGAGCAUGACCUGCAGGUGUGCGAGUGUGAGAUUCAAAUAAUGAAAGACCUCGUCGGUCACAAGAAUAUUGUCGGUUAUUUGGACUCUAGUAUCACAGCGAUGGGGUCACGGGAUGUAUGGGAGGUUUUUAUUCUUAUGGACUACUGCAAGGGAGGGCAGGUGGUCAACUUGAUGAAUCAGAGGCUGCAGACGGGCUUCACAGAGGCGGAGGUGCUGCAGAUCUUCUGUGACACAUGUGAUGCUGUUUCUCGCCUGCACCAGCGCAAGACACCUAUCAUCCACAGAGACCUUAAGGUGGAGAACAUCCUCCUGCAUGACAAGGGUCAUUAUGUGCUGUGUGACUUCGGCAGCGCAACCAACAAGUUCCAGAGCCCGCAGACUGAAGGAGUGGCCGCCGUGGAGGAGGAGAUCAAAAAGUACACAACUUUAUCAUAUCGUGCCCCUGAGAUGGUGAACCUCUACAACAACAAGAUUAUCACAACAAAAGCAGAUAUAUGGGCGUUGGGCUGUUUGCUGUACAAGUUGUGCUUCUUCACUCUGCCCUUUGGUGAAAGCCAGGUGGCCAUCUGUGAUGGCAGUUUCACAAUUCCUGACAACUCCCGCUACUCUUACGAUCUUCACUGCCUCAUUCGGUACAUGCUGGAGCCAGACCCCGACAAAAGACCAGAUAUCUACCAGGUGUCCUACUUUGCUUUUAAACAAGCUCAGCGGACCUGCCCUGUUCAGAAUGUGAAGAAUUCUCCCAUUCCUACUAAACUUCCCGAGCCAAUCAAAGCGAGCGAGGCUGCAGCAGCAAAGAAGAGCCAGAAUAAGCCCAGACUGACAGAUCCAAUCCCCACCACUGAAACCUCCAUCACCCCUCGCCAGAGGCCCAAAGCAGCCCAUACUCAGCCUGCGGCUGGCAUCCUACCCAUCCAGCCUGCUGCUCUCACUCCUCGCAAGCGGGCUAAUCUCCCUGGUGGUGCAGUUCAGCCUGUGGGAGUGAGCUUAGACCUCUCCCAGCCAGCUGCAGCUCUGCAGUCACAGAAGGCUCAGACUUCAGCUCUGCCUCUCACCCAGCCACAAAACAAUCCAAGUCACGUAGCAGUGACGCAGAAGCAGCCGGUGCAGCCAGCAGCAGCUCCUUUAGCAGAAACAGCAGCAGCAGCAGCAGUCGUGUCUCCAGUGGUCAAAGCUGAUGUCCAACCACAAGCACAGCCAACUGUCCAGCAGCAGACCACACCUCCUGCUGCCCCCUCUCAGCAGCCUGAUCAGACUCCAUCAAGUCCCGCCCCCCCUCAGCGCCCAGCUAGACGUAAGCAGCCAGGUCCAGCUCAGGGCUCACCCAGCAAAACGGCCCCGAGUCAGCCACAGGUAUCUCAGCAGCAGCAGAUAACUCAGCCAACCUCUGCUGAGAUCAGCCAAAUAACAGCUGAGAUGACUCCACCUGCAUCUCCAAAGACAACCCAAGAACGAAGCAACCAAUCCACACCGAGUGACACCACACUGAGCAGCGUUUCUGCUGACACUGCACAGCAGCCACAGGGAACUAAUGGAGAAGCUGCUCUGAACCAAUCACUUACAUCUCCACUGAGCACCGCCCAGCCUGCUGUAGGUGACGCAGCCCAGGAUCAGAGCAAAGCUGGAUCCACUAACACCCCAACACAGCCUGCAUGGAACCCAUUUGACGAUGACAACUUCCCCAGCCUUGCUGGAGAGGAAGCUAGAGCUGAUGAAGCAAAGCCUGCUGAAUUACCUGCAGAAGUUCAGACAGAACCGUCCGAGGAGCUGAUUCCAGGCCUGCAGGCAGGGGCUGUGGACAGUACAGCCCAAGAAACUGCUGAAAAACCAUCGGCUGUUGUUGAUGUGGAUUCAGGAGCUUCACUUUUGGCUGUGCCGGAUACUCUCCGUACCCUUCAGCUGUCUGAUACACCAGAGAAGCUGAUUGAAGGCCUCAAAUCUCCAGAACCGUCUUCUCUCAUGCUUCCCGACCUUUUGUCACUGUCUGAUCCCUUUGGUGGAUCAGUGGAAGAGUCGGCAAAAGACCCUCUGACAGCAGACGAUUCUCUGCUGGGCUGCUCUCUGAUCUCUGCUCCGUCCGCUCCUCCAGCAGCAGGAAGCACCACCUCCUCCAUCUCCUCUGCUCCCACCUCUGCUGCCUCCGCUUUGGAUGAUUUUAGUCUGUUGUCUGGAGACUCUGGACAGCCUAAAGACUCAUCUCUGUUGAUCUCAGACUUUGAGCCCCAGCAGGCCACUGUAGAGGCCGGUGAAGAGGACGAGUUUGAUCCCAUCCCUGUCACAGGCAGAAAGAACUCUCAAGUUUCAGGAGGCCACUCGCGCAGUAACAGUGGCGGCUCUGAAUCCAGCCUGCCCAGCUUGGCUCGCUCCCUGAUGCUGGUGGACCAGCUCAUCGACUUUAGUGCUGCUUGCCAUCCUCUGGAUGAGAGAGUAAUGGAUGGACAAAUCAUCUGUAAAAUAGACCUGCAGAGGGAGCUCAGCAGUAACACACAGCGAUCUGGUCGGACUGAGGUGUCUGUGCCAUUCAGUGAAGAGAACAAAAGUCUGAUGAUCCAGCAGAGGAUUCCUUCAUGUGUCUAUAAUAAACACGUGCUGCCAUCAGAUGAAAGGAGCUUAAAAUACCACACGUUACCAGCUGCUUCCACCGGCCUGCAGUUCAUACCUGCUAACCCAGUAUCCCAGCUCAGCUCUGUCACCUCUGAUGUCUUCCAGCUGGCCCCCUUUAAAAAAGAAAGCAAGAUGGCAUCCUCCUUUUCUUCAUCUCAUAAACCUGCUGACACAUCUGAUGUUUUUCUCCAGGCGCCAUUUAGAAAGAGGCAGGAAACCACCAAAGCUGUUUCGAGUAACACUCACAUAUUUAAGUCUGGAUCACAGCAGCAGGUCAAACACUGUCACCUGGUCCGAGCGUCUUCUUCUAAUGCUGCUGCUCCCCAGCCUCUGGGUGUUCACCCUCCUCAUCCUCUGCACCCUGAGGCCCCUCUGCUCCAGCAGCCAGUGGCUGUUCACCGGGUGGUCUCCAGGAUCGGCCAGCAGGCUGCCGUAGGUUCAGUGGCUGUGGGGCCGCUGCACGCCUGGACCAUCGGGGGAAGAGGUUUGGAUGACCCGUUUACUGCUGCACCUUUUCAGCCCAGAUGCUCUCAGGGGAAACCCUCCUGAUAAAAUCAUCGUAUCAGGCACGCAAAGUCAAAGCUUCUAUCAGAGCCAAAGCACAUUUCAGGUUUAGUGCUACCCAAAUUUCUCUCAUAGUUUGUUCCUUUCACAAUAAUAGCAGUAUUAAGACCAGUAAAAAAGUUCUACCUCAGUUAUAUGAUCUGCCUUCAGUCUGAGCACCAGUAAUGAGUCACUUUAGAACAAUAUACACAGUCUGAACUUGACUCUAUAUAAACUUUAUCUAGGGUUUCAUCAAAUGCCCGAUUUCUAUCUUUUAAAUAGACUUUUUAUUUAUUCAAGGAUUAAAAUGUAUUGUGUAUGGUUAAAAAGUAAGGUCUUUUGUACUCUGACCUUCAUAAAUGUCACUGUCAUAGACAAAUAUUUAUCAGAAAUUAAUAUCUCAUGUAUUUCUCUCAAAGUCUUUUAAAGUAUGUCGAGCAACAUGGCAGCCAUUGAAGGUCAAAACCAUGUGAAAUGUUUCAAAUGUUUGUUUAAAACUACUGUAAAUAACAGAUUGUGCCUUAAAUUUUGCAGGUUUCUCUACUGAUCAGUGUUCACUGUCUAUGCAGCAAAAGAUCAGAAAUAUUUUACUGCAAGCCAAAGAAGUAUUUUGAAAUUUAAAGUAACGGUCAAUUAUUUUUCAUCCAAUAUUAUCACUGAGAAUUUGUGGAUUUAGGAAGGAGAAACAAGUUGCAAUAAAAUUCCCAAACCACUGGUUUUUCACUAGUUUUAAAUAAAGCAGUUUAACGUAGAGAUAAUGACUUACAAUGGUUAUAAAAGUCUGCAUAUCCCUGUUAGAACGGAGAUAGCCCACAACUCUUAUAUUCACUGCAUUGUAAAAGUAGCUUGGAUUUUAUGUCUAUUAUUUGUUACACUCGUGAAAUUGUCCAUCUGUAUUUGUCCCUGACAUAAACAAGUCAGCUGAAAAACAUCAAACCAUUUAGGAGGAAUUCAUAAUUGAAAAAUACACCUGGUUGCAUAAAUUGUAGGGCUGUCAAAAGAUCCACAUUUGUUAUUGCAAUUAAUCUUAGAAAUUUGGUUGUUUAAUGAAAUUUAUCUCAUCCUUUUCAUUACAUUAUAAAAUUCCACUAUUUUGCAUUCAAAUUUUUUUGUGUGUCAUUUUUCUACCGUCUUAUCUCUCAAAUUACAGGUAGUUGACUUCCUGUCUGGAUACAGACCUGCAUUUAUGGGUCAAUUAAAGAUUUUAACAUGAACUUAACUGCAGAAAAAGGAACAUGCAAUGGAUUGAAAAGGAAAUAAGGGGACGGUGAAAAGGUAAAUGUUUGAUAACACAAGGUACAGAUGACUUUUGACUUGUCCACUGAGUUGUGAGUACUUAGGGCUUGGGCUUGUCUCUGACGGUGACAGUUCAAAAUGUUGAUCUUGAAGCCAUUCUUUUGUUGCGUUGGAUGAGUGCUUUGGGCCAUUGUCACACUGAAAGGUGAAUUCUCUCUAAGCAUGUCCCAAAUGACUUUCUUCUGUUAGUAUACUGUAUUACAGUACACAUAAAUGCAGUGCAGAGAUCUGUAUCACAGCAGAGUGGUGUUGCCCCAUAUAGCACACUGCCGUUAUGUAUUUACAGGAAAUUAUGAUGUCUGUUUUCUUUCUUUUUUCACAGAAAGAUGUAACAGAUGUAGGCGAUUAUUAUCAAAAUUUAACUGCUUUUUCGCUUAAAGAAAAUUAACUUAUUUGCCUUAAGUGUGUUUUUUGGGUUUGAAAUGUGCUGCAGUUGCAAAUUAGCAGCAGAUGCUAAUGUUAGCUAGCGAGCUAACAUGCUAACUGUACAAUAUCUGCUAUAUCAGCAAUAUGGCAUGCAAGUGUCCAUUGUUCCUCCCUCUAUUCAUGAAUGGUUGAGUGUGUGAGUAGUAUAUUGUAUUUGAGUUUGUUUCUCAGUGUGAAUGCACUUUGCACACUUAUAUACUCAAAGUAUUUAGUACAGUAGAAUGCACUAUAGGACUAGCUAAAUGCAUCAACUUUCUAUCAAUUACUAGAGGGUUUUUUUUUUUGACUGGUAUAUGGAAGUGUUAAUGCUUUCCUCCUACGUUAAAACUGCCGUUUCAGAUAAAGAAAAGAAGCCUCAAAGCAUGAAGCUGCCCUUACCAUGCUUCAACAGGGGCAUGUACUUCUUUGGCUGAUGUGCAUUAUUAUUUUUGUGUCAAACAUUCCUUUUAGAAUGAUGGCCAAAAAGUUCAACUUUGGUCUCAUCAGACUAUCACACUUUUUCCAACGUGCUCUUGGGAGACUUGACAAAAGUUUUGCAAAGUCAAGAUAGGUUGCAAGGAUAGACUACUACUAAAAAAAUAAUCCUGUAAUGCAAUAAAAGGUACCUUAACACAGUAUUAAUGAAGGGGUGUGUAUAUCUAUGCAACCAGGUUUUUGUUAUUCUAUUUUAUGACUUUCUCCUAAAAUAUUUUGGUUGUUUUCCAGUUGAUAUUUCUGUGUUAUUAGUUACAUUACAGGUUUGGAAAAGUUCUGUCAUUAUAUUUUGUCUUUAUUUUCUACAUCAUAAAAAUGUGGCAUUUUAACAGUAGGGUGUAGACUUUAUAGAGCCACUGUUAAGAUUAAUUUUGCUGCUUUAAUGCUUCAUAAUUCUUCCCAGGUGGCUGCUGCAAUCACCUAAAAAUCUGUACUAGUUCUCUUGAAAGGAUGAUGUCAAAGUGCUAAUGUUGUUUGUUGGAGUUGGUAUUUUACAUAAAACAUAUCAUGUCUUUCUGUCAGAAGGAAGAUUCUGUCAAAUACAGAAAAACAAACAUCUCCACAGGGUCAGUUUUUUAAAGUGGAUAUUAAAGUGAGAUAAAAUCUAAUAAUGCUUAUAAUUAUCCUUAAUACAGUAUGAUCAUUCUGUUAACCAUGCUGCCUUAGAUAACAGUGUUUGAUUAUAUCUGUAUCAUCUGGCUAUAGAGUGCUGCAGUGAUUUUGGAAUUGCAGGCCAACCCUGAAGUUAACAUCACGCAGGUUCUAUCGACAAAAGCCAUGUAGGUUUUUGGAUUAUCGCUGAAAUUACACCAUGUGGCAAAAACUCUUAAGGCCUUUUCAUACUGAGUUACUGGUGACUGGUUACUGCACCACUCUAUAUAGACUGGACAAGGACAACUUGUAAAGUGAUGCUUAAAAUAGUAUUUUAAUAAAAGUUCAAAAAUAUUAUCCUCUA